UCUCUCAUCAUGCGUCCGACUGCUCCCGCACACAGCGGCAUGCCCACAGGCACCAAGUACAUGGGCUGGUGGGGCGCCAUGGGCGGGCCCAAGCAGAAGGGCAUCGUGCAGUACUCCAUCUCGCCGUUCCAGCAGAACCCGAUGGCGGGCGCGCUCAAGGGCUACCUCUUCUUCGGUUACAAGCGCAUCAUGGCGCAGGUGCCGUACUUUGCCGUGCCCUUCGGCAUUGGCUACGCCAUCUACUCGUGGGGCGUGAAGAAGAACGAGUGGUACAACAGCAAGGAGGGCCACCGCCUCACGGCCGAGCACGACGAGUAGACGUGCUGCUUGCCAACAUGAGGAGGGAUCGCGCGCGUGGAAUGGACCCAUUGCGUAUGCCCACGGCGUGCGUUGAGGGAGGAGAGGGAGUGCCGCGGUCUUCACACAGUUGUCAGCGCGGAACGUGCGCAGAGCGUCGUGGGGCUGCUGCCGACUGAGGCCUCGAGCCACAGCUAGAGUGUGCUGUUGCUUCGACUACGCUGCGCCCAUGGGUCGCUCGGCGCCCGAGAGGGUCGG
Messenger RNA from Tilletiopsis washingtonensis, 555 nucleotides. Its product is annotated as putative ubiquinol-cytochrome c reductase complex 11 kDa protein. NCBI's taxonomy places the organism in Eukaryota, Fungi, Basidiomycota, Exobasidiomycetes, Entylomatales. The coding region runs from base 10 to 318 and encodes 102 amino acids. The transcript has 3 exons. Gene Ontology annotation, biological process: mitochondrial electron transport, ubiquinol to cytochrome c. The record is from RefSeq and is a predicted model, not a curated record.